Diaporthe citri is the source of this 2856-nucleotide messenger RNA. RefSeq lists its product as uncharacterized. Bases 1 to 2856 code for a protein of 951 amino acids. The record is from RefSeq and is a predicted model, not a curated record. The transcript is spliced from 3 exons. Lineage: Eukaryota; Fungi; Ascomycota; Sordariomycetes; Diaporthales; Diaporthaceae.
AUGUGGUUCAUCGCAGUGCAGAAGGAGCCCUCGUGGGAGCAGGACCGCUUCCUUCACGAGUACCAAAAGGUGCAUGUGGACUUGGCCCGCGAGGGCCACAAGCACACCAAGUUGCCCCUGAACUACGUGCAGGUAGGCGCCCGGAAGCUUCCGGACGAGGCCAACUCGACCGACGCGUGGGACUUCGUGACGUGCCUGUACUGGCCGAGCACGUUCGUCGUCUGGAAGGGGUUCCAGAGCCCCGCGUACCAGGAGACAGCUGGCAAGCACGUCUUCUGCCGGCUGUAUCAGAAGGGCGUGCUGGCGAGGAAGGUGGGCGAGGUGGGCGCCGUGACGGAGAGGUUUGUUGGAGAUGCGAUGAUGGAGGUCGAGGACAUAUACCAAGAGUACGAUCAUUUCAACGAAGAAGCCAACUACUGGGAUGACAAGGUGGACAAUGCUUUCUCCUGGAAGAACGCCUUGGAGCGAUUCAGGAUGAUCGUGGUCCUGCAGAAAUUGCAUGAAGUGGUCUUGACCAAGCGCCGGGAGCCUCAAGAAGUCCGUCAGGAAAUCAACACAAGGACCCGAAGCAUCUUCAAAGACUACGACACCCUCAAUCAAAUCCUGGCCCGACAUGAAGCCACCAUCCAAAAGCGUUGGAUGAAGAAGACCCGCACACAAAGACUCAAGUUCCUGCUUCACGCCUGGCCCGACAUGGCUGCAGUCCAUCGCCCCGACUUCCACGCCUUUCGAACAGAAGCGAUCGAAGAGCGGAAGACGCAAACGAGAUUUCGCGACCACUACAUAUGGCCAUACAUCAAUCAAGAGGAUCUCUGCAAGCCGAAGCUGAUGCUACUGCUUCUCAACUCCAGGGGCCGAAAUCUUCCAGGCCAGUUUGCCGCCGGCGAUAUAGAUGCGAUGCAUCUGGGCAGGAAAUUGGAGGCUUUGAAACCUGACUUCCUGCGUGAAUACAUCAUGAUCAUGGAUGGUGCCCUCGGUGAAAAUGAGUACGGAAGCCUCGUGCCCCGUGACUAUCAAUCCGAUUGGAUGGAUGGGGACCAGAAACAGAUCAGUCCUGGAGAAGGUCUGCUCAUCCUCGAAGCACAAGAGAAGCUGUUAGCUUUCCUUGUCGACUGCUGUCAUCAAAUUCUCCAUGAUCUCACGGAGACAGAAAUACUCAGCGACCGGUUUCCAGUUUUGAGUGAACCCUGUCUCAGGAUGGACACCGAAGUCAACGGUUUCGAUUCACUCGCCAUAAUUGCCGCCGAGGCACCCUAUCGAGUGCCUGCGAAGCUCGACUUUGAUCGACUCAUAUCACUUCUCUCAGCCAGAGCAUCAGCCGCCGAGGACCACAUGUGGGCAUUGCGCGAGGACCCUGGUUACUUCUCUGAGCAUGUUCAUGACAUGAAAGAGCACGAUCCAGAAAUCAUCAAGGAUUUCCAUGGUCACACUCCUUUUGACGACCACAAGGAGUCGCAGCAAUUCUGGGGGAGAGCGGUUAUGACACUCCUAUUCGAGGCCUACAAACACUACGAGAUGUAUUCGCAGCUCCACCAAGAGUCCCGGCAAUUGCAGUCGCUUCAGGAUAAAUAUGCAUCGCGUAUUUGUCCAGACAAAGAUCUGCCCGAGGAAUAUCAGCGUGCGAUGCUGAAUUUCCACUUCCAUCUGAACGAGGCGGCGUGGGGAGCUUGCUAUCACUCUUCGGAAAAGGGUCUUUGGAUCAUCCCACGGCCGGGAAAGAAGAUAGACAAGAUUGGCGGUCAGCUUAUGCUGCUGCUAAAGACACUGUGGGAGUCGGGAAAACCGCUGGAAGCACUACGAUGGACGCUGAUGACGGACGAGCUUGAGAGACUUGUAGAGUCGGAGCCUCGUGCGAAAGAGUUGUUAUCUCCAUACAUUGCCUGUUGUGUGGGUGAGCUUUCGAUCAUCUCUCAGUGCAUGCGCCAGCUUGAACUGUAUCAGCCAUGGGCAAGGGGCUUCAGUCAAAAGAUGCGCGUGCACAAGAACCAGAUCGAUGAGGAUUUUGACGAGCAGAGUCGCGCCUGGCAAAAGAUUGGCAAAGCUUUCUACUCCAAAACCAUGCGCGAAGUGUUGAGUCAUGGGAUGCCAACGAGGGGCAAGUUCACCUAUCCCAUUGAGAAGCGCCGCACGAAAGAGAGAGUCGAAACCCUCCGACGAGCUGAGUCGAACCUGGAUAGCUUUUGGGCUCGAUUCGAUGAAGAGAUGUCUCUCAAGGCAGGAAACAUAGAGACCACAGCUCUGCAUCGACUGCUUACACAACCCCGAGCACUCCAGCGAACAUCUGAGUGGGUUGACGAACGGCCAAUGCAGAUGCGCUCGGCCAGUUCUGGCCAUCCUCGCCAGCAAGAUGAUUACCACGCCAUGGCGGCCAUGUCAUUUUCUGCAAUUCAUGUUGAACAACCCAGCCAUGGAUCGUCUCAUCCUAAUGGGAACAGUUCUCUGCCGCGGAAGUCGAAGUUGAAGACCAGGAAAGCCGCCUCGGCUGGCAUUCCUGAGGUUCAUACCACAGACCAAUCAUCAGUCGACGCAGAUUCUCAGACACAAGUGGAAGUGGACCAGCGCACCUAUAAAGUCUUUCGCACGCUAUUCUUCAAUGCGGAAUCCACUUCGAUGCCGGCAGAGAUCCAAUGGAUCGAUUUCCUCCGGGCCAUGGCUGCUAUGGGUUUCAGUGUUGAGAAGCUUUAUGGUUCGGUCUGGAUCUUUUGCCCGGCGACGAAUAGCCUAGGUCAAAGCAUUCAAUUCCACGAACCUCAUCCACGAAGCAAACUGCCUUUCACCACCGCCAGAAGAUAUGGCCGCAGGCUGAAUCGGGCAUUUGGCUGGACUGGCGGCAUGUUCAUCCCCAAGAAGAAGUGA